Paramecium octaurelia is the source of this 690-nucleotide messenger RNA. Lineage: Eukaryota; Ciliophora; Oligohymenophorea; Peniculida; Parameciidae. The record is from the annotation of a GenBank genome assembly.
UAAAAAUAUGAGUAUUAUGAAUUGGGGCAAUCCAUAUGAUUGGACAGCUGUAGAAUGGUAAAGUGCCACAUGGGGAGAAAGAUUCAUGUAUAUCGACCCUUACUUUUGGAGGUAGAUGCAAAUGAUUAAAUAUCUAGUUAUUUUGGAGUGGCUUUGGCAUUAGCCACAUCAAUUAUAGGGGCAUCAUGGGGUAUAUUUGUGACAGGUGUAUCUUUGUUGGGUUCGACUGUGAAAGCACCACGAAUCAGAUCAAAGAAUUUGAUUUCAGUCAUUUUUUGUGAGGCUGUGGCUAUCUAUGGUGUGAUUAUGGCAAUUAUCAUGAUUGGUAAAGUGCAAACCAUUGAGUCAUACCCUGAGAAUUAGAUGUCAUAAUGCUACACAACAGCUUUGUUCGGUGGUUAUUCCCUCUUUUGGACUGGUGUAUCAGUUGGAUUGUCGAAUCUGAUCUGUGGGUAAAUCGAAUAUGUUAUCAAUUUUAGUAUUGCAGUGGGUGUGACAGGUUCUGGGUGUGCCAUUGCUGAUGCUUAGACUCCAGAAACCUUUGUGAAAAUUUUGGUGGUUGAAAUCUUCGGUUCAGCACUUGGUUUGUUUGGUGUGAUUGUAGGUAUUAUCCAAUGUUCAGGAGCCUCCUUCCUCAAGGAUUGUCUUUGAACUUACACAUUAAAACAUAUAUAUGAUAUUUAUAAUUGC